Messenger RNA from Trichechus manatus latirostris (Florida manatee), 4212 nucleotides. RefSeq names its product EF-hand calcium binding domain 6 (gene EFCAB6). Gene Ontology annotation, molecular function: calcium ion binding. The record is from RefSeq and is a predicted model, not a curated record. Lineage: Eukaryota; Metazoa; Chordata; Mammalia; Sirenia; Trichechidae. Bases 1 to 4134 code for a protein of 1377 amino acids. The transcript has 27 exons. Gene Ontology annotation, cellular component: nucleoplasm.
AUGGAGAGUACACUGCACUGGCAUGCUUCGUAUUCUCCCGCGCGAGAACUCACAUAUUUCAGGCCGCACUCUUCCCCGUGCAGAGUGUAUUCAAGGACUUGUUUCCAAAAUAUGCUCAGGUCUUCUUCUACAGCCACAGCUAUUGCAAAUCCAAUACUGUCUUCCCUAGACAUUAAACGGAUUUUAUUUCAAAAAAUUACUGACAAAGGGCAUGAGUUGAAAAAAGCCUUCCAGCUGCUCGAUACUGGUCAGAACUUGACGGUGUCAAAAAGUGAACUGAGGAGAGCCAUCACCACCUUCCUUCUGCCUCUCACGCGAGAACAGUUUCAGGAUGUGUUGGCUCAGAUCCCCCUCACCAGCUCAGGUACUGUGCCAUACCUUGAAUUCCUGUCCAGGUUUGGUGGAAUGGACCUAAAUGUAAAUGUUAUAAAGAGGGGAUCUGGGAAUGACAUGGAUCAAUCCCGGACAUUGAAAGAACUUGAGAUCCUACUGGGAGACAAGCUUUUGAAGUCCUAUGAGAAGGUGGAGAAGGCGCUCAGUGCAGGGGACAUCUGCAACAGUGGCUACGUAUCCCUCAAUUACCUUAAGAUCGUCCUCGAUACCUUUGUGUACCGAUUACCAAGAAGAAUUUUUCUCCAGUUAAUGAAAAGAUUUGGACUUAAAACCGCUGCUAAAAUCAAUUGGAAGCAAUUUCUGACAUCAUUUUACCAUCCCUCAUGGUUGUCAUUUAGCGGUUCAACUCCCAUGACAAGAAGAAAUAGUAACAUCAACUGUAGAAAUCAACCUUACAAGGAAAAUAUUAUCACCAAGUUACCUAGACUUGCUGAAGAUCAUUUUACGUCUUUGAAGAAGGCCUUACUGAAACCCAACAACAAAUGUGAUGGAAAUAUAACAGCGGAAGAACUGCAGAACACUCUAAAUAGCAAUGCCAUAAAAAUAAGUGAUUCAGAAUUCAAAGAACUCAUGCAAACGCUUGACCCAGGGGGCACUGGACUGGUCAGAGUCAACACGUUCCUUGACCUGCUUGAAGAAGAGAACCUGAAGAUAAGAAAAAGAUCCCCUUGUACAGGCACUAAGACACCUCUCCUUCUGGCUUGGGAUUCAGUGGAAGAAACUGUUCACGAUGGGAUUGCUAGGAAUCUACAAGCUUUUUAUAACAUGCUGCGGUCCUAUGACCCGGGAGACACUGGCUUCAUUAGUCGAAUUAAUUUCAAGAAAAUUAUGUGCAUAUUCUGCCCAUUUUUAACAGGUGAACAUUUAAUAAAACUCUGCAGUAAGUUUCAAGAUGUUGCUUCUGGGAGAAUCGUUUACAAGAAACUUUUGGCAAGCAUAGGAAUUAAUGGCUUACCCACUGCCUCUCCAAAUCUCGUUCCAACGGAUCAACCCUUAAUUGAGCACAUUCAAAAAGAGGAACAGCGGUGGCCAGAUGUUUCCGAGAGAAUCAAACCCUCUGAAGAUAAAGUCCCCGUGACCAAGAAUCUAACCAAAGAAGAAGUUGUUGAAAAACUCAAAAACUGUAUACAGCAGCAUGACCCAGCAUUCCGAAAACAAUUUCUUGACCUCAGCAAGGAGCCUAAUGGAAAAAUUAAUGACCGUGACUUCAAGAAGGUACUAGAAGCUAAUGGGAUGCCGAUGGAUGACCAUGAGUACACUCUGCUGACCACAGAGAUAGGAUUUAGAAAAGAAGGGAUGAGUUACCUUGAUUUUGCAAUGGGAUUCAAAGGUACAGAAAUGAGUCGGGUAGAAUCGACUGGAACUCUGACUCCAAUUCUGACGAAAAGUUAUGUGAAUAGUCACUUUAUAACCGCUGAAGAAUGCCUGAAGCUCUUCCCCAGGAGACUGAAGGAGUCCUUCCGGAGCCCCUACUCUGCCUUCUUUAAAAUGGACACGGACAGGGACGGCAUCAUCAGCACACAGGACCUGCACCAGCUCCUGCUGCACCUCCUGUUCAAUCUGAAGGACAAGGAGUUUGAGCGCUUCCUGGAGCUCCUUGGCUUAAAACUCAGCAUCACCUUAAAUUUCCGUGAGUUUCGGAAUUUGUGGGAGAAGGGAUCCUACAGAACCGAUGACGCGCCUCAAAGACUCAUCAGACCCAAACAGAAGGUUACGGAUUCAGAACUAGCUUGUGAGCAGGCUCAUCAGUAUCUUGUCACUAAAGCAAAAAACAGAUGGGCCGACUUGUCAAAGAAUUUUAUAGAAACUGACAGCGAGGGCAAUGGCAUUCUUCGACGACGGGAUAUAAAGAACGCUCUGUAUGGUUUCGAUAUUCCCCUCACACCCAGAGAAUUUGAAAAGCUUUGGACGAGGUACGACACCGAGGGAAGAGGGCACAUCACUUACCAAGAAUUUUUACAGAGAUUGGGUAUUGACUAUUCGCCUGCUGUUCACCGGCCCUACGCAGAGGAUUAUUUCCAUUUCAUGGGUCAUUUCACUAAGCCACAGCAGGUGCAAGAAGAGCUCAGAGAGCUGCAGCAGAACGCAGAGAAGGCCACCAGGGACAAGCUGAAGGAUCAUUUUCAAGAGAUCAGCAAGGCACUCACCAAACUAGACAAAUCCCAAAAUGGCUACAUACCCCUGAGUAAGCUGCAGAAGGUGCUACAAGAAUGUGGCUGUUCUCUUAAAGAAGUGGAGCUGACGGAGCAUCUCAGCAGCUGGGGAGUCAGCUGGCAGGAAAAUUCUGUCAAUUACCUUGACUUCUUGAAAGCAGUGGAUAGCAGCAAGCCAGCAAGACCUCCAUCGAUUGAGAAGGAAGAGAGCAAACGCAUCAAUUUUGCAGCACUCAGUCCAGAGGAGGUGCUGAAGAAGAUGCAGGAGGUCGUCGACUCCUCCCAGCCGGCUUUGUCGAAGGCCUUUUCUGAGUUGGAUAAAGAAGACACUGGGUUUGUAAAGGCUGCAGAAUUUGGACAAGUUCUUAAGGAUUUCUGUUACAAACUGUCAGAUAACCAGUUUCAUUAUUUUUUGAGAAAAUUAAGAAUUCAUCUAACCCCCUGUAUACAUUGGAAAUAUUUUCUCCAGAACUUCAACUGUUUCCUCGAGGAGACUGCUUCUGAGUGGGCUGAGAAGAUGCCCAAAGCCCCACCACCACCCAGUUCCCCACCACCCAAGGACAUGGGCAGGAAGGACAUCUUGGACCGUCUCCACAAAGCAGUGACCACCCACUACAAUGCCAUCGCCCAGGAGUUUGAGAACUUUGACAGCAUGAAAACCAACACUGCCUCCAGGGACGAGUUCAGGGCCAUUUGUAAUCGUCACGUGCAGAUUCUGACAGAUGAACAAUUUGACAAGCUCUGGAGCGAGAUGCCGGUCACCACCAAGGGGAAGCUGAAAUACCAGGAGUUCCUGAGCAAGUUCAGCUCGGAAAAGGCCGUGACACCGCCAGCCUCGGGCGACUCGGCCAGGGCCCAGAAAGGGAGCAGCGUCCCCGAAGUCUCAGGAGGGACCACAUCUGCCCGGUUAUCACCCCUGCAGGACCUGAAGGGGGUACCAAAGAAGUGGAGUCACCCCUGCACUCCAGCUAGUAUGGCCACCCAUCCCUCCACUCCGCCCUUACAGAACUGUGAACCCAUUGAGAACAAGCUCAGAAAGAAAAUGCAGAGCUGUUGGCGAGAACUCCUGAAAGAAUGCAAAGAGAAGGAUACGAACAAACGAGGGGAGAUCCGCACCUCCGAGUUCCUGGCGCUUGUGGAAAAAUUCAACCUGGACAUAAGCAAAGAGGAAAGCCAGCAGCUCAUUAUCAAGUACGACUUAAAGAACAACGGUAAAUUUGCUUAUUGCAACUUCAUCCAGAGCUGUGUCCUCCUGUUGAAAUCCAAGGAGACAUCGCUGAUGCAGAGGAUGAAAAUUCAGAAUAUACACAAAAUGAAGGAAGCUGGUGUUGAGACAUCUUCCUUUUAUUCGGCUUUGCUGCGGAUUCAGCCCAAGAUCGUUCAUUGCUGGCGGCCAAUGCGGCGCACCUUCAAAGCCUACGACCAGGGUGGGACGGGGCUCCUGAGCGUGGCUGACUUCAGGAAGGUCCUGAGGCAGUACAGCAUCAACCUCUCCGAGGAGGAGUUCUUCCACAUCCUGGAGUAUUACGACAAGACGCUGUCUUCAAAAAUAUCCUACAACGACUUCCUCCGGGCCUUCCUCCAGUAGGGCGGCAGCCGUGCCCAGCGCAGACAGACAGGGGACCGGGGCCUGUCCCCAAGACUAAUAAAAUCAUAUAAUCGGGGA